This is a messenger RNA of Lycium ferocissimum, 1739 nucleotides long. Its product is annotated as protein ALP1-like. Lineage: Eukaryota; Viridiplantae; Streptophyta; Magnoliopsida; Solanales; Solanaceae. Gene Ontology annotation, molecular function: sequence-specific DNA binding. Bases 384 to 1553 code for a protein of 389 amino acids. The transcript is spliced from 3 exons. The record is from RefSeq and is a predicted model, not a curated record.
UUCUGUCUGUUUUUUAACUCUGAAAUCUAUGAGCAUUGACCAUUGUAAAGAGAGUCUCAUUCAAGUCUUCUUUUUUUUCCUUUGAAUCAGAUUUUCAUGUCUUUCACAUUGUCUUAAGCAAAAACAAACACAACAUAACCAAUACUCCAUAAAAAGCAUUCUCCCUAUCUCUUCUUGUUCUCUAGUGUAUACUCUUUUUAUGUCAAAAAACCCACAAUAUACACUUUCUUGGUCUAUUCUUUUUCUAUUUUUCUUUCACAAUAUAUAUGCACUUUGCAUGCUUUGAAACAUUUCAAGAAUACCACUCAACCUAAAACACACACACCAUUGACAUCAAAGUAGCUUAAACAAGUGAGAUUUGUGGGUUUUGAUUGAAUUGAGUGAUGGGUCCUGUUAGAGGGCAUAAAAAGAAAAGAAAAGUAGACAAGAAAGUUGAAAAGGAGUAUUUAGCUUCUGGGUCUUCAGAAAAUGGCUCUGCUGAUUGGUGGGAGAUGUUAUCCAAAAGAAUUGCUGGAAAUGUUUCUCCUUCAAAAGGUUUGGAUAAGUUCCAAUCUGUUUUCAAGAUGUCUAGAAGAACUUUCGACUACAUAUGUUCCCUUGCAGAGGAGCACAUGCAGGCGAAAUCAGCCCACUUUGUGUUUUCAAGUGGCAAGCCCAUGUCUUUGCCUGAGCAAGUAGCGUUAGCUCUAAGGAGGUUAAGCUCGGGUAAUUCACUAAUUUCAGUGGGUGACUCGUUUGGGACCCACCACUCGACGGUGUCUCAAGUAACUUGGCGCUUUAUAGAGGCUAUUGAGGAAAAGGGGCUUCACCACCUACGGUGGCCCACAAUGGAAGAAGAUAUGACACAGAUAAAGUCAAAGUUUGAAAGAAUUCAAGGACUUCCAAACUGUUGUGGUGCGAUCGAUGCUACACAUAUUACAAUGAUGCUAUCCUCUUCCGAGCAGACAGCUGAUGUAUGGCUAGAUCAGAAUAAGAACCACAGCAUGGUUCUGCAAGCAGUUGUGGACCCCAAGAUGAGGUUCCGUGAUAUUGUCACGGGAUUGCCUGGGAAAAUGAAUGAGAAUUCAGUGCUUCAGAGUUCAACGUUUUUUAAACUCUGUGAGAAAGGAGAGAGGUUGAACGGGAACAAGAUAAAUCUAUCUGAAGAAGCAGAAGUACGGGAAUAUAUCGUUGGUGAUUCUGGUUUUCCCCUGCUACCUUGGCUUCUAACUCCUUAUCAAGGGAAAGAACUUUCGGAAUCUAAAGCCGAGUUCAAUAAGAGGCAUUUUGCAACUCGUAUCGUGGCACAAAGGGCCUUGUCUAGGCUGAAAGAAGUUUGGAAAAUGAUUCACGGAAUGAUGUGGAGACCUGAUAAGCACAAGUUACCUAGGUUUAUCCUUGUAUGCUGCAUUCUCCACAACAUUAUUAUCGACAUGGAAGACGAGGUAUUGGAUGAGUUACCUCUAUCAUCUCAUCAUCACGACCCGGGGUACGGGCAAGAGGUUUGUGAAUCCGUCGACAAGACUGCUUCAGAUUUGAGGGAAAAUUUGUCCCUUCACUUGUCUGGGAGGUGACAUUCUUAAAUGAUGAAUAGCAUAAGCUGUCAAUUUGAUGGCUGAUAGAGAAUAUUUUCAAAGAUGUUUAGGCAUUUAUAUUUGGUUUUUAAUUAUUAUAUUACAAGUUUGAUUAGGUACUCUGUUUCAGAGUGGAUAAUUGUAGGAAAUAAGACAUUAUGGGGUUAAUUUCCUUUUUUAAGCUUA